UCGUACGGUUGCAUCGCUCCAUCGUGCCAUAUUCGUCAAAAUAUACUUAUUCGUAAUGUAAAAAAAAUUUGCUUAAAACAAACUCAUCUUGAGAUCACCACAACGGUGUUCUUGUAAAAUAUCGUAACUUAAACAAAAAAAAAAAAACCGUAAUAUGUUUUUCAAACGCCGUCAUAAGACGGCAGUGCGUCCCUCGAAGGCUUAUUACCAAUCCAAUGCGCCACCAUCAUUGCCGCCUUCCAUGCAGCACACAAUUCACAAUGAUCAGUUACCGUUUUUGUCCCGUGCGCGCUUUAGUGCUCUGCCACAUUUUCAGAAAAUCGGUGUUGAGAAGGAGAAUUUAACACUUUUCAUUGCAGUUCUCUAUGUUGUCGAUUUGUUUGGUGUCUUCCCGUUAAUUACACUGCCAGCUCUCAUGGUGGAGCUGGGCAUUCUGGGUAUCCCCUUGAUUUUGUCCGUUAUUGUGCUACAAAUCUACACUUCGUACUUGCUCAGUCAAUGUUGGAUUAUGGCUGAGUCCUUUGAUCCGUCGAUAUCACAGAAGAGCAGAUAUCCCUACGCAGCGAUUGCAGAUUUAGCCUAUGGACCAUACCUCAGCCUCUUCGUACGCAUCCUACUCGACAUCAGUAUAUUCGCCACAGCCAUACCGAGUUUGGUGAUAGCAGCGCAAAAUCUCGAGCUUGUCGGCGAACGAAUAACGGAUAAUGAGUUUUCCUUCUCAUUUUGCUAUUGGGUUAUUAUCAUCGGAAUAUUCUCUUGUCCGCUCAUGUGGUUGCGCAGUCCCAAACAUAUGCGUGGAUUGGCGAUAUUCUCGCUCAUCGUCCUCGUUGUUAUUGUGAUUCUUUUGUGGUUUUGUCUUUUCGCCGCCGCACCGUUGGGUAAACCCUUCGAAGGUGUCAGCUUGGAAUUGCCAUCUUUGUUGGCCCUGCUGAAUGGUUACAGCAUUUUGGCUUUCCAGUUUGACAUUCACCCAAUGUUACUCACCUUGCAAAUCGAUAUGCAGCACAAAUCUCAAGUUUAUUGGGCGGCCUUUAGUGGAAUUACAAUUACUUGUGCCAUUGCGAUAUUCGGAUCAAUCGUCGCUGCAUACAAAUUUGGUACAAUGAUCGCGGACAAUUUAUUGGAGUCAUUACCGAAGAGUGUGCCACUCUACUUACUACUCAUACUCAUGGCAUUGCAAUUGUGUUUCUCAAUUAUAGUUGGCAGUACAGCAAUGUUCUUACAAAUCGAAAAUUAUCUGCAAAUCAAAGAAGCAUUCUCUUGGAAGCGCAUCGUUCUUCGCUCUACCGUUGUCGGCCUAGAAGUACUCAUAGCGGAAUUUGUGCCGGAGUUCGAUGUUCUCAUGGACAUUGUAGGUGGCACUAUUGUCGCGCCGUUGGUUUUCAUUCUGCCACCACUACUGUAUCGGCGUAUCAGUCAAAUGGAGAGAUGCCAUCAGCGGAUUGCGACGGAGUCUUCAUAUGGUAGCAUACCACUCGAUUUGAAUUACGAACCGGUGCAUUCAGAUAUGGAACAGUUAUUGAUGUUGGAACAGCAACAACGCAGCGGUGUGCCGUUCUCAUGGCGUUUACGUCUGCGUAAAUAUUGGUUGAACGUGGCAAAAUGUUGGCAUCGUUUGAAAUGCGAUUUGACGUUGUCGCUAACGGUGAUGCUCUUCGGUGUUUUGGCCACUAUAAUUUCAACAUAUUUAAAUAUAUUUAAUAUUGCAGAUCUAUUUCAGUUCAAGGCGACAUGUUUCUUUAAUAUGACGGGAAAUCAAAAGCAUUAAAUUUUUUUCUACGAAA
Molecule: messenger RNA, 1784 nt
Organism: Ceratitis capitata (Mediterranean fruit fly)
Lineage: Eukaryota; Metazoa; Arthropoda; Insecta; Diptera; Tephritidae
Gene: mah
Product: amino acid transporter AVT1D
Exons: 6
Coding region: 155-1768 (537 amino acids)
Biological process (GO): L-alanine transport; amino acid transmembrane transport
Cellular component (GO): vacuolar membrane
Molecular function (GO): L-alanine transmembrane transporter activity; L-proline transmembrane transporter activity
Source: RefSeq, a predicted model, not a curated record